ACUCUCCAGGGACCCAGAGCGUUGGCUGAGAGGGAGCGAGCGAGCAGGGGAGGGCGGGGAGGGAGGAGCACAUCCUUAUGCAGAGAUGCUGCAGUGGCUUUGGGCACACACAGCCAAGCAGCAGCACAAAGCAAGAACUCGGCUGAAGGAGGAGGGCGGGCAGGAGAGAGGAAGGUUGUUGCAGCAUCGAGGGCUCUAGGAUCUCCCCUGCAUACACGCCACGCACACACAUCAACACACGUGUCAUCCAGCCCAAGGGUCCCUGUCCCUAUUCCUCGAUAAAGAUAACCCCCACCACGAGGCACACGAUGGGAGCUCCCACAGAGCUGGUUUUCAUCUCAUUAGCCAUCAUCACCUUUACGGGGCGGUGCCCAGCACACGGUACCAUAAGGAACUAUGGGCCAAUCUUUGAAGAUCAACCAGUCAACACCCUCUUUCCUGAAGGCUCAACAGAAGAGAAGAUAACUUUGGCUUGUCGAGCAAGAGCCAGCCCUCCUGCAACUUACAGGUGGAAGAUGAAUGGCACAGAAAUGAAGAUGGAGCCGGAUACCCGUUACAGGCUAGUUGGGGGCAACUUGGAGAUAAGCAACCCAGUAAAAGCCAAGGAUGCUGGGUCUUACCAGUGCCUGGCAUCUAACCCCAUGGGCACGGUCGUGAGCCGAGAAGCCUACGUCCGCUUUGGCUUUUUGCAGGAAUUCUCCACAGAAGAGCGAGACCCCGUGAAGAUUACAGAGGGAUGGGGGUCGAUGUUCACCUGCAGUCCCCCUCCACAUUACCCAGGCUUGUCCUAUCGAUGGCUCCUGAAUGAGUUUCCCAACUUCAUCCCAGCAGAUGGAAGGCGCUUUGUCUCCCAGAUGACAGGAAACCUUUACAUUGCCAAGACAGAGGCAUCGGACCUGGGCAACUACUCCUGCUUUGCCACAAGCCACAUCGACUUCAUCACAAAGAGUGUCUUCAGCAAGUUUGCCGGACUCACCCUUAUUGCAGAGGAUGCCAGACAGUAUGCACCCAGCAUUAAAGCCAAGUUUCCUGCCGACACCUAUGCCCUGGCUGGGCAGCAGGUGACUCUGGAAUGUUUUGCCUUUGGAAACCCCGUCCCUCGGAUAAAGUGGCGAAAGGUGGACAGCUCACAGUCCUCCAAGUGGAUCUCCAAUGAGCCCCUCCUGCAGAUCCAAAACGUGGACUUUGAAGAUGAAGGCACUUACGAGUGUGAGGCUGAAAAUGCUAAGGGAAGAGACACCUACCAGGGCCGCAUUAUUAUUCAGGCUCAGCCAGAGUGGCUGAAGGUGAUCACAGACACGGAAGCAGACAUUGGAUCUGACCUACGCUGGAGCUGUGCAGCAGCUGGCAAGCCAAGGCCUAUGAUCAGAUGGCUCCGGAACGGGCAGCCAUUAACCUCUCAGAACCGCAUCGAAGUGAGCAGCGGAGAGCUGAGACUUUCCAAGCUAGCCCUGGAGGACUCUGGCAUGUAUCAGUGUGUAGCUGAGAACAAACACGGCACAGUAUAUGCAAGUGCUGAAUUAACAGUGCAAGCCUUAGCGCCAGAUUUUCGGCUAAACCCCGUGAAGCGGUUGAUACCAGCAGCCCGAGGUGGGGAGGUCAUCAUCCCGUGCCAGCCCAGAGCAGCACCAAAGUCCAUUGUGCUCUGGACCAAAGGAACUGAGCUCCUGAUCAACAGUAGCAGGGUGACUAUUACCCCAGAUGGCACCUUGAUCCUCCGGAAUAUCAGCAAAUCUGAUGAGGGGAAGUAUACCUGCUUUGCUGAGAAUUUCAUGGGAAAAGCCAACAGCACAGGAAUCCUCUCAGUUCGAGAUGCCACCAAAAUCACCCUGGCACCAUCUAGUGCUGACAUCAACUUAGGCGAAAACAUUACCCUGCAGUGCCAUGCCUCCCAUGACCCAACUAUGGACCUAACUUUCACCUGGUCCCUGGAGGACUUCCCCAUUGACUUUGAAAAGUCGGAAGGGCACUACAAGCGAGCUAGCAGGAAAGAGGCUAUUGGGGACCUCGCCAUCCUGAAUACUCAGCUGAGGCACUCCGGGCGGUACACAUGCACAGCCCAGACAGUCGUGGACAGCGCAUCGGAAUCAGCCAUGCUGGUUGUAAGAGGACCUCCUGGACCCCCUGGGGGCGUGGUGGUGGUGGACAUCAGUGAUACUGCCAUCCAGCUGAGCUGGAGCCGUGGCUUUGAUAACCACAGUCCGAUUGCCAAAUACACCAUCCAGGCCCGCACCCUACUCUCCAACAAAUGGAAGCAAGUGCGCACCAAUCCUGCAAAUAUUGAGGGCAAUGCAGAGACAGCCCAGGUGGUGAACCUCAUUCCCUGGAUGGACUAUGAAUUCCGUGUCCUAGCCAGCAACAUCCUUGGAGCUGGGGAUCCUAGUGGGCCCUCCAGCAAAAUCCGCACCAAAGAAGCCGCCCCUACUGUGGCACCAUCUGGGCUCAGUGGAGGAGGAGGGGCCCCCGGUGAGCUCAUCAUCAACUGGACGCCAAUGCUGCGGGAGUACCAGAACGGAGAUGGCUUUGGAUAUAUCCUGUCGUUCCGCAAGCAAGGCACCCAGGCGUGGAAGACCGCACAGGUGCCCCACCCAGAAUCGCUGCACUACGUUUACCGCAACGAGAGCAUUGGGCCCUACACCCCAUUUGAAGUGAAAAUCAAAGCAUACAACAGGAAGGGGGAGGGACCGGAGAGCCUGACUGCCAUUGUGUACUCUGCAGAGGAAGAACCAAAAGUGGCUCCCUCCAGGGUUACAGCCAAGGCCGUUUUGUCCUCGGAAAUGGACGUGUCGUGGGAGCCCGUUGAGCAGGGAGACACGAAUGGAGUCCUUCUGGGCUACGAGAUCCGGUACUGGAAGGAUGGCGAUAAAGAGGCAGCAGCGGACAGAGUGAGGACGGCAGGUCUCGUCACCUCAGCUCACGUGACAGGCCUGAACCCCAACACAAAGUACCACAUGACAGUCAGAGCUUACAACCGGGCUGGAACGGGGCCAGCCAGUCCCUCUACCAACAUCACAACAACAAAGCCACCCCCAAGGAGGCCACCUGGUAACAUCUCCUGGACAUUUUCCGGCUCCAGUGUCAGCGUCAUGUGGGACCCUGUGGUUGCAAAGGCAAACGAGUCCACUGUCACUGGAUACAAGAUGCUCUACCGGCAAGACUCGCACUCCACUCCCACACUGUACCUGGCCAGCAAGAACCAGAUUGAGAUCCCAAUGCCUGAAGACUCCACUCAUGCCCUGGUGCAGAUUAGGGCAACGGGGCCAGGAGGAGAUGGAGUCCCAGCAGAGGUUCACAUCCUCAGAAAUGGCGGCACAAGUAUGAUGGUGGAAAAUUCUGCAGCCAACCCAGCACUGCAUACUGCCGUUAUUACGACUAACUCUCUAGUAAUGUUGGUUCUGAUUGGCUACUUGGAGCUCUGAUGCUAGCCAAUCCAAUUGAGGAUCACAGGACACAAUUCCUCCUCAGCCUGCACGGAACUAUUCGACAUUUGGCCGUUGCAACUACAAGUUUGUGCCACAACAGUGCUACAAAAAAGGGGGUCGUCAAAAUCAAUGUAAGGGGGAAGAAAACAAAAGAAACACUCAUUUUUUUUAGAAAGUAGAACGUUUCAUACAAGAUUUUUUUUAAAAGAAAAAAGAAAAAAAAGAGGAAGAAUUGUGUGUGAAUUCUGGGAGCCAGCUGUCUUAUGUACUUUAUCCAGUAGGUUUAUUGCCUUACGAAGCCAUGUAUGAAAAUAACCAGACUGCUAAACUAGACUUUUUUAAAAAUAUGUACAUUAGCUUUUGAGGGGAAGAUUUCAACGUUAUCAGCAUGCUCCAUAUCAACCCCACAGCCAUCUCUGAACUGACAGCUCUGGUGUUCAAAGAUAAGGGAGAAUAUUAUUGGAGGAGCUUUUCCCAGAUCCUGAGCCAAAUCAGCUAUUUUGCAGCAACCAGCUCAAGGAGAAAAAGCCUCAAGAGAAAGGAAUAUCUGUGCCCUGCCUAUCCUGAAGGAGAGGGAUGAGCUUAGUACUUAGGUGGUGAAAAAGAAAGAGAAAAUAGAUCAUAGGUGAAAUUGAAAUGGUUUUACUUGCCUCUUACUGGCAAUGCUGGGGCUGACUUGCAAUCCUGUACAACAGGUCACCCUGGCUGUUAUGCUAAGAGGUGCAACCUUCAGUAUUACCCACAUCCUGGGAUUGUUUUGUUGUUGUUGUUGUUUUCCCUUUGGGUGUUUUGUUGUUGGGUUGUUUGUUUUGUUUUGUUUUGUUUACUUUUCUCGAAUCUAAAAUUUGGGGAGAUAGAUCCAGCCUAUUAAAACGAUUUGAGAGGAAUUCAUCUUCGGCACACAGAGAGGGCCUUAAAGGGGGAAGAACGCAGACAAUUCAACCGAGGAUUGGUGACUCAAGGAUAGCUGAGGCAGCAGAGUUGCUCUGGACUCAGAGGAGACUCUUCUCUCUCUCGUGCAAAUGAUUCCCAUCUAGCCAAAAGUAUUAGCCACGCCCCACGGUUGUGAGAUCAAGGUUUAACCAGUGAGUGAGUCUGGCUUUUCACAUGCGGGAUGCACACAGCCAGCUAAUGGGGGGAUGCGGAUGUGACAGAAUGCUCAGCUGUUUCAGUGACUGGUCUGGUUGAGAAAAGUUUGUUGCUUUGCAAAAUUUGUAAUGCCAGAAGAUUGCAUGUCCAGAGUAAUCCACAACCUGAUUCGCUGCUCUCUCUGGUGAUUCUCAGGCUGCCUUCAGGGGUACUUGCCCACAUCUUCUUUCUUCAUAACUGACGGUAUUGCUUACCUGACCAACUUUAUUCCAUAAUUACCUGACCAGGAGGUUACAUUUGCCAAACUGUGCAAUGGGAAGGAGGAGGAUUGAAAUACAGUUUCUGUGCUAGGCACCCAAUUCCGUGUCCUCUCCAGCUUCGCUGAGAAUGAACCAGUGAGGUUAGUUGAGGAAUCUUGUUAUGACCCUCUGCCAUGCAUUCAUGCCCUCCUGCAAUAACUGUAUGGAACUGAUCCAUGAUGGGCCUGCAGAUUUCAGUGCUAGGAUCUCUCCGGGGGAGUAACAGCACCAUAUCAGCAUUAGAAGCAAUUCCUUCCUCUUGCCUGCUAAAUUCUUCACAAAACUUACCACACAAAAUUCUGUUAAAACUUUACAAGAACGUAAGGGGUUUUGGAAUAGCUACUACCAACGGUGUAAGGGUAUUUGAAUCCCAACUACAUGCUGUAAAGGGACUCUGGCAUCCCAGCUACCAGUGUCAUUGAGUCUACUGCUUCUCAGAAGGCUACGUAUUUUCACAAAAUGCCUCUGAGAGGCACUAGCACUGCAAGGAUCCCAUGAGACUAGAAAGUCAUUAUCUACAGUGAGCAAAUAGUACACUUGACUUAUAAGAUGGUCAAGUAUACCAUGUGCUAUCCUCUCAAUGCAUAAGGGUUUAUGCAGGUCAGUACCCCAAGUAUUCAGAUCAGAAUACACAUCUGGUUUAAGGGCAGAUGUUCAAAGGCACAAUGGGAAUUAGGAGCCCAACAGAUCUUUGUGCCUUUGAACAUCUGCCCCUUAAAAUCUAAGCCUGAUCCUGCUACUAUUGGUGUAUGCAGACCUGCCACUGAAGUUAAGGGGAGUUUUUUGUGUGGAUUUGAAGUGAUGAAGUAAACGUCCACAAAUAUAGGGGCCAGAUCCUGAGCUCGCGUAAACUGGCAUAACUUCAUGGACUCCAAAGGUCUUCUAAUUUGCAGUAGCUGAGGCCAAUCAAGUCAAUUGGAUCUGCACCCGCAGCUCUUGUUCAGACAAAGGAAUUUUGUCCAUGAGUAAGGACUGAAGGGUUGGGCUCAUGUUUUUAAGGACAGCAUAUUUUGUACAGACUGGGGAAGUAAAAUGAAUAUCCAGCAUCUAGGGCCCAAUUCUAAGCAUCCACACUUCCCUUGGACUCUCAGGAUCAAACCACUGCUAAAGAAUGUUUCACAGAGUGAUUGUGAAAACUUAGGGGCCUGGGGAAAGCUUUAAGACUCCAGGUGAUUUCCUUCUGGAUUUGUAGCAAAAAUGAUUUUCUCCUGAAGAUUGCUAGCUGUAUUUUUUUUCUCCCAAUCCUAGCUGGUUCAUAAACUAUGCAGAUUGUGUCCAGAGACUAGGGGCUACAUUCUGUCUGGACUUCACAGGAUUGUGCAGUGAGGAUGGAAGGGGCCUGGUAAGUAGAGGAGGGACCAAAUAGCCCCCGCCCUUCCUUACACAGUCUGUGUACGGCUUGGCCAGAAUUGCAACCUUUGAGCUAGAGAGUACAUAAGAGCUGCUACUGCUAUCUUUCCCCCAGGGACCAGAUGUGCUAUUCUCCCAAAAGGGGGCAAGAAGUGAUGGAAAGUAAUACACCAGGCAGGCCUAACUGGGGAGUUUGCUGCACCCUUAAACUGAUCUACAAAGCGCAACUAGGAAAUAUUCUGUUUCCAGUGCUCCCCAAGAGGUUAAACACCACCGUCCAGCCCUCAGUGUCAGAGAGGGGUCAGGGAUGGCUUGCACUAGCUAAUCAUUUUUAAAGCUAUUGUGUGUCCCAGCUCUUAUUGUGCAUUUAGGAGCUUAGGUGCGUAAAUCCCUGCCCAUGUAAAGGAGUUAUUCCGGCAGCAUACACUAGCGAGACCCCAAUAUAAUUGCACAGCAUCUGUCCUACACACCAUCACAAUUUGUUUUCUGACAAGAGGGGAAGUACACCAGCGGAAUUCCUACACAAGAAGCCAUGCACACAGUGUGAACGCUGGGAACUGAGAUAAAGAAUGGGUGUUAAUAUAUUUGGAAAAGGAGAGAAAUAUAUGGAGAGAUGGAGGAGAGAGGAAAAAUUCAGUGGCAUGGAAAAUUGCUAAACAGUUAGAAUGAGAGACCAGACAGAGAUGGAGGAUUUCCCCUCUCUUGGUUUCCUCUACAAAUAAAUCACUGAGAGAAACCAAGUGAAGGGCAGUGAGUCAUACCAGUCAGAUAGGAGAAAUGACAUACACAGAGUAGAGGGAGCUGAUCUGGGGCCUUGCCAUCACUACAAAAUGUGUAUUUUUUACUUCGGGGUGACUAACACUCCUGAGCUACCCCAACGUAAAAACACAGCGAAGACAAGGCAUUUAGAAUUACCAUGAGGUAAACACGAGAGGUCAGCCCCUGGAAAGGGUACAGGGCUAUUCACCAUAUGGUAAAACUGAAGUGUUUUUACAUCUGAAUAGCUCAUGCAUGCCAGUUAUCCCAUGGUAAUAAAUGUACCUUUUCUAGCAGUGAAAACAACGCCAUAGCCUCACCAGGAUCCCCGCCCAUCACUACCUCUGUUUAAUUAUGCAGCUUGAAUUUCUGCACCAUAAUCUAUUUAGCAACAAAUUACCUGCUGGUUCCCCCUAGUGGAUUGUUACAGUGUUUAUGAAUGAUAGCUGUUGUCUAAAUAUAAAUUAUUAUAUCUAUUUUUGUACAUUUUAUGUUUAAAAAUCUGAACCUAUUUUAUUGACGUGUUUCUUUUGCUUUGCAAAUUAUUUUGUGUUAUUAAUAAUGCCUCACUUUGUUAUCUCAUAUCAGAGUUUUCUUGAGCCUUCAUCCUUUGUCCCAGUGGAGCUGGGGCAAAGGAGAAUUUAGGAAUAAAACCUUGCUUGAAAGCUUAGAGAUUUGGAGCUGGAUCAGUCCUGAUGCUUGAUCAACCACCUGGCCAGGUGGAAAUACCACAGAAUUAUUUAUAGCCAGGGUCAUAACAACAGCGAUACUUAGCUCGAAUAUGGCAUCAUGUAGCUUCACAGCAUUGCACAAAUGUGAACUAACAAUCCUUGCACCCGUGCUGGUGGAGUACAGAAAUAUUAAUCCUACCUUACAGAUGAAGAGACUGGGGCAGAGAGGUUAAAUGACCAGCCAAGAGAGUCAAUGAUGAGCUGAGAUUAGAAUUCAGGAGUUCUAGGCUUCCAUGUAUCAAGAGGCUGAUGCUGAGGGUUGCAGGAUUGGCCUGUGAGCUACUUCCAUUGCAUUUAAACUGGCUGUUGCACCUCUGGGGAAGAGGAAAGUGGCCUGUUUUCCAAGGGCACCAAGAGGGCCGAGAUGUCUGUGUCCCCCUGACUAGUUCAGAGUAGCUAAACUAAAGCAUGUGACAGUAGGUAUCUGUAUAGGAUGUGAAUGUGUUUUCAUUGACUUCAUUUUAGGCUGAGGGGUGAACAGCAUUUAGUUACUCCAAGGGAGUUAACGAACUGAGGUUCAGCAUCUUUGUCCCGUUCUAACGGAGACUUAUUUAAAUGGCACUUGUAUCUAGACAUGGUCCCAAACAAGUGCUUGCAAACCCCACUGUCUGUACCUGCAGCUGUGCCAAUUUUAGUGAAUUUUAUGGCCUUAGGAAAAUAAAGGACUUGACAUUCCUGGUCAGAGACAAAGUAUCUGAGUGUGACAGGGUCUAGAGAAUAAGAAUUUAUAGUUUGGAGAUACCAAUGGAUUUUAAAUAGUAGCAACUCAUAGCAUUUUCCCUGGGGGUUAAUGCAUUUUUCCAGACAUUUUUGUUAAACUGUAUCACAGGUACAUUUUAUGCAACAUGUGACAAAUUAUUUGAAUUGGAUUUCAAAUGUUACAAACUGACCAGUUUUCAUGAGUGUGGCUCUAGAUUCUAAAUAGAGGGAAUACAUUCUAAUAUCUAAAAUACAGUGGGUAAAAUUUACAAAUGUACCUAAGCCCCCCUGAAAAUCAAUUGUCCUCAAUUUUAAUUCAUUAAGGUUUGCACAGUGCUUUGAAAAUGUAAAGCACUAUAUUAAUUAUUAAGUAUUAUUCUUCAGCAUGAUUUUUAAACAAAAUUUUGUAAUAUCUUAAGUAUAUGCAGGACUGUACUGUACACACAAAUAGAAAUGUGUGAUCCAGUGGCCAGAGCAGAGGACUUGGAACAAGGAACUCCCAAGGUCUAAUUCUUGUUCCAACACUGUGUCCAUCUGUAGCGCUGAGCAAGUCAUUUCACCUCUGUGCGAGUCCGUUGUGGGAUAAUUAAACUAACCUACAGCACCGGUGAUUCAUUAGUGUACAUUUGCAAAGUAUUUUGCAGAUUGAAAACACAAUACAUUGUGACUGCUGCAUCUUAUCUAUGGAUUUUUAAAUCAAUGAGUAUUUUCCCCCCCUCGGUUUCUUUCCGUUGGUUUGUGGGGUUUUGUUCCCUCUUGAUCUCAAGGAGGGAAGUGGCAGAGAGGGAAAGGAAGCGGAUGGUUUAAAGAGCAACAGAGCAGCAAGAUGUCACUGAAAUAUUGUGGAUGAAGGUAGAAGCAGAGUGUGGGAAGAAAAAUGACCCUUUUGCAUUCAGCUAGGGGCAAAGGGCCAAUCUCAGGCUUAGAGAGUUAGCUAACACAUAGUAGAAGCCUACUGGGGAUAAGGCAGUUCUAGUUUUAGUACAACCUGUUACCAUGUGUUAAAAAUACAACUCCUUUAUCUACACUACGAGUUCACUACAUAUUAGUUAUUAGCAGUUAGCUAACACCUGGUAAUAAACCCACACCGUUUUUCCUCGUGAAGACAAGGCCAAAGCGGCACUGGUGGAUAUUCAAACAGGGUCUAAACUAUGUGAAAUGGCACAACAGACUCAGCCAGAGCCCUCAAAAGGGAGGAAAGGAACAAAGGGGCGUGUGUGAAAUUGAACAGGGCUGCCUCAGGCUGUCGGGGGUGGGGUUCAAGGAAGAGGUGUUCAAAGCAAGGAGAGAAAAACAACUUGGCUUCAAAGUAGUUUAAAUGGAUGCGUUGGCUUUACACCCUGGCAUUAAGCUGCAAACCAAUUUCCUGCCUCAUUAGGAAUCCCCUGCAUUUAAUUGUGAUUUAGGGAUUAAUGCAGGGGACCAGGAGUCAGGAUUCCUGGGUUCUGUUACAGCACUGCCACCAGCUCUCUGAGAAAAGUAACUUUGCUGAGUCUGUUGUACUCAUCUAUAGUAAUAUCUACCUCACAGGGGAGUUGUGAGCUUCAGUAACAGGUGUGAAGUUCUCGGAUAUCCUCAAGUGACACGUUACACAGCAGUGACUUACUGAUAUUUUAAAUUAGGUAACAUGAUAUAAUCUUCCAACUGAUACUAUAUGAUUUUCAACACCAAGCGUUAGGCUUCCCAUUAUGUCCUCUGGCCAAAAUUCUGCACACUAGUACAUGGAUGUAAAUCUGGAGUACUUCAGCGGAACUACUUCAGAUUUACAGCAAUGCAACAGAGAAGAAUGGGUCCCUCUGUUUUUUUGUGUUGGAUGGGAGACCGUUUUGUACCUUGCCCAGGGAAUCGUUUGGAUGGCACUUGAAUCACACUCCGCUAAUUAUUUUAAGAUCCCAUCUGCAUUUAACCUGCAAGGCUCCCCCUGUAUUAACUGGUUUAACUCUCUGCUGUGAAUAUUUUAAUCUGACUUCACUAUACAGGAACAGGGGCAGUUUUCUUCUCAAUUUUGUUGUACACUAUUUUUUUAAGAAAAACAAAAAGGUAACAUUGUAAACAUACUGUAUUUACUGUAAUUAAAGUUAUUUAUUGGCUACAGUAGCACGCAGUUCGUAAAUAAAGAUCUUCAGAGGCUUUA
Molecule: messenger RNA, 10480 nt
Organism: Chelonia mydas (Green sea turtle)
Lineage: Eukaryota; Metazoa; Chordata; Testudines; Cheloniidae
Gene: CNTN2
Product: contactin 2
Exons: 23
Coding region: 309-3419 (1036 amino acids)
Biological process (GO): cell-cell adhesion; brain development
Molecular function (GO): cell-cell adhesion mediator activity
Source: RefSeq, a predicted model, not a curated record